AUAAUGGUAAUUCCUUUGGGCAAACCAAGAAUUAUUUCUCGCAAUCCGGAUGAUAUGUUUUUGAGAACAGCUAAUACACGUAUAGCGGGUGGAAGAGAAAUUGUUCAGCCAAUUGCACAUAAGAUCAUAGUAGAUAUUCGAGAAUUUCGUUGUAGCUUACCGUCACUUCUUCAUGCACAUGGGAUAGAAAUCCUUCCAUGCACAUUAAAAGUUGGUGAUUAUAUUUUAUCACCAGAUAUUUGUGUUGAAAGAAAAUCUAUUUCGGAUUUAAUUGGGAGUUUUGUCUCGGGAAGGCUAUAUACGCAAUGCGAAACCAUGUCAAUAUACUAUAAGCAACCCGUAUUAUUAAUUGAAUUUGAACAAAAUCAAACGUUUACGCUUCAAGCAAUAAAUGAUCUGAAGUCUGACAUCAACAUCAAUGAUAUUUCUUCAAAACUAGUGAUGCUUACUCUGACAUUUCCUCGUGUAAAAAUUAUUUGGUCUUCAAGUCCCCACGCAACCGUCCAAAUAUUUGAGGAUUUAAAAGAAUCGCGCGAUGAACCUGACCUUGAAACAGCGCAGUCUAUCGGAGUAGAAAAUGAGGAUUUCUCCGAGCAUAACUUGUCACCACAG
Messenger RNA from Racocetra persica, 612 nucleotides. The record is from the annotation of a GenBank genome assembly. NCBI's taxonomy places the organism in Eukaryota, Fungi, Glomeromycota, Glomeromycetes, Diversisporales, Gigasporaceae.